Messenger RNA from Tarenaya hassleriana, 2792 nucleotides. RefSeq lists its product as uncharacterized. The transcript is spliced from 5 exons. The coding region runs from base 460 to 2658 and encodes 732 amino acids. The record is from RefSeq and is a predicted model, not a curated record. Lineage: Eukaryota; Viridiplantae; Streptophyta; Magnoliopsida; Brassicales; Cleomaceae.
UCUUUUCACUUUCCUUUCUUUCUCUCUCUCUCUCUGCGCGUGUGUGCCGAAUUUCUCUCUGUUAUUUUUUUCCGUUAAUCUCCCAGUGGAAAGAUUCUCCUUUUAUAGAAGAGGCUGAUUUGAUUUUAUAUUUGUACGAGUUUCCGUCUUUUGAUGUUUUGAUUUCUCUCGUGGUUGUUUCUCCGAGAUCUCGUAAAGGUUUCUGGGUAUGGAUUUGCUUUCUAUUUCUGGCCAUUAAUCUUAUUGGGCGAAAGUGGUGGAGAAAAAGUGUUUGCAGAUUCCGGGUCUCUAGAAAUUUCUGAUUUUUCGGGAAAAGAAAGUGUAAAAACCCAGGUUUAGCAAUCGGAUUCCAUCCACUACGGGAGGAAUUCAACGUUUCUUCAUCAGGGUUCUUUCUGUUUUCGUUUAAUUUCUGGUUUCUUUUUUCCUUUUCGGUGCUCUUGAGGAAGGGUGGUGAAGAUGAUGAAGUGGCGGCCAGGGCCGCCGCUGGUGACGAGGAAGUACGAGGUGAGAUUAGUGGUGAGGAGGCUGGAGGGCUGGGAUCUGGUGCGGGAGGCUGCAGCGGAGAAGGAGGAGAGAUUAACGGUCGAGAUUCGCUGGAAAGGUCCCAAAGUGACAUUGGGAUCUCUCAGGAGGACGGUGAAGAGGAACUUCACGAGAGAGGCCGAGGUUUUGUCGGGGCAGAGCGACGUCGUUUCAUGGGAAGAUGAAGAGUUCCAUAGCCUCUGCUCCCUCACUUCUUACAAGGACAGUCUGUUCUAUCCGUGGGAGAUCUCCUUCUCUGUCUUCACCAGUGGAAUGAAACAGGGACAGAAGAACAAGGUUCCUGUUAUUGGUACAUCGAUAUUGAAUAUUGCUGAGUAUGCGCCUUUGGUUGACCAGAGGGAGUUCGAACUAAGCCUUCCUCUCAGCCUCUCUUCCGGUGCUUCCGAGACAUGCCCAUUGCUCUGCGUGUCCUUGAGCUUGCUUGAACUGAGAACCACUCCCGAAAUCUCGGACUCGGUACAAAGUCCGGUCUUGCCUGCUGAAACCGCGGGAAUCGAGAAGGACGAUAUCUCAGCGAUUAAAGCCGGUCUCAGGAAAGUGAAGAUCUUUACGGAGUAUGUGUCGACGAGGAGGGCCAAGAAGAAGGCUUGCCGGGAAGAAGAGGGUGGUGAAGGCAGAUGCUCAACCGGGAAAUGCGAUCUCGAGAACAAUUACAAUUACCCGUUUGAUUCGGAUUCGCUCGAUGAAUUCGAGGAGGGUGAAUUCGACGAGGGCAAGGAGGAUGUGAGUGUUAGGAAGUCUUUCAGCUACGGGACUUUGGCUUAUGCAAACUGCGGUACAAAGUUUAGCGGUGAAGAUGAGGAUUGGAUAUAUUAUAGUCACAGGAAAUCUGAUGUAGGUUGCUCGGAUAUUGACGAUUCCAGUGCUUUGUUAUAUGAGAUAUGGUUUCCAAGACGCAGCAUAUUGCCUUGGAGGAAGCGGAAAUCGAGUUUUCGAUCCUUGAAACCUAAAGGCGAGCCCUUGUUGAAGAAGGAUUAUGGAGAAGAAGGCGGAGAUGACAUUGAUCAUGAUCGACGGCAACUUAGCUCCGAUGAAGCUCAUCCUCUUGCGAUGAGCAAAAUGGGUGAAGACUCAUCUGCUAACCGGUCAUCGUUUUCUGAAUUCGGAGACGACAACUUUGCCAUUGGAAGCUGGGAAUCGAAAGAAGUGAUAAACCGAGACGGGAAUAUGAAGCUUAAAGCUCAGGUCUUUCUUGCGUCGAUCGAUCAGAGAAGCGAGCGGGCAGCCGGGGAAAGCGCUUGCACUGCGCUCGUAGCUGUAAUCGCCAACUGGUUUCAGACCAACCCGGAUCUAAUGCCCAUCAAGUCGCAGUUCGACAGUUUGAUCAGAGAAGGCUCAUCGGAGUGGAGAACCCUCUGCGAGAAUGGAAUGUACAUGGAAAAAUUCCCCGACAAACAUUUCGAUCUCGAGACCGUUCUCCUCCAAGCAAAGAUUCGCCCUUUAACGGUCGUACCCGGGAAAUCGUUCAUCGGGUUCUUCCACCCGCACGGGAUAAACGAGGGAAGAUUCGAGUUCUUGGAAGGCGCCAUGUCCUUCGAUAACAUCUGGGAUGAGAUUUCUGGUGCUUCGGAAGAGGAAAGCUCGGAACCUCGGGUUUACAUCGUGAGCUGGAACGACCAUUUCUUCGUUCUCAAGGUGGAACCCGAGGCUUACUACAUCAUCGAUACACUCGGAGAAAGACUCUACGAGGGCUGUAACCAAGCGUACAUUUUGAAGUUUGACGAUAACACCGUGAUCCAGAAACUCCCUAAUGACGAGAAACCGUUAGAGAAAGGAACGGAACCUGAUAAAAUGUCGGAGAAAGGGACGGAACCCGAGAAACAAUCGGCUAAUGAUGGGGAAGAUUCCAAGGAGACGGAGGAGAUUGUAUGCCGAGGGAAAGAGUCGUGCAAGGAGUAUAUAAAGAACUUCUUGGCCUCGAUUCCGAUAAGGGAACUUCAGGAGGAUAUCAAGAAAGGGAUAAUCUCGACGACGCCUCUUCAUCAUCGGCUACAGAUAGAGUUUCAUUAUACUACUCUGGUUAUCGAGCAACGACUCGAGGCUUCUUCUCGGGUCAUCGAGCAACGACAUGAAGUUACUUCUACUGCGGUGUCUGAUGAAGUUACGAUGUAAAAUUGUAACCUAACCGUGAAGUAGUCAGUGUCUUUAACUUUGUUCAGUUUCAUAGUCUUUUUGUAGCUUUACUUGAGAUGGUGUGAAUGAAGAAAUUUGAUCGGGAAGUUAACGUCUGUGAGCAACUUUUGUCA